This is a messenger RNA of Centruroides sculpturatus (bark scorpion), 2759 nucleotides long. RefSeq lists its product as uncharacterized. Gene Ontology annotation, biological process: nucleotide metabolic process. NCBI's taxonomy places the organism in Eukaryota, Metazoa, Arthropoda, Arachnida, Scorpiones, Buthidae. The coding region runs from base 346 to 1623 and encodes 425 amino acids. The record is from RefSeq and is a predicted model, not a curated record. Gene Ontology annotation, molecular function: catalytic activity. The transcript has 3 exons.
GACGUCACAUUUGGUAGCGUCUUUCCUAUCGCUAGCUGAAACUGACCAAUGAGACUGUUUGUUCCAACGAACGUCACUCAUCGUUCAGAAGAUGCAUCUACGUAACAGCUACCGAUUUGCUCAGUUAUAACUGUUGAGUCAGCUGAUGCAGUCUGUGAUCUUGAGAAGAAGAGUCUACGAUCAAAGGACUUUUGGACCAUGGCCACACUGUUCCACGUGUUGUAGCUUAGGAAGAUUGGUCGUAUAUAAUUUUUAAGAUAAGAAAAAAAUAUGAAAAUUACAGUUCUUGAAGCUUAAGGGAUUAGGAAGAUUUUUACAGCCUACUUUGAUCUACUUUGGCAUUAUAUGAAAAGAUCUUGGAUUGUGUCAUUUUUUGAUGGAAACAAUCAUUUUCAUUCAAGACAGCAAAAUUUUUGUCAGAUAAUUGGAACUAUUGUAACAAAUUUUUAUAGUACAUUUAUAGCUAACAGACCUGUUAACAAAUUGAGAAGUAUAUUUAAAUAUACAAUAGUAAUUAAUGCAUUACAUCUGGAUCAAAAUGUACCUGUGACAAGUAACAGAAAGAGAACGCUUACUAUAAAAUCAGUUGCUAGAAAUAAUAUAUCUGCAUUUAUAAAAAACUGUAAUAUUUUGAAAACUUUUUAUAAAGAUACUUCUGUAUUUUUCCAAGUUAAUACUUGCAAUAUGUCAAACAGUUCUGAAGGUGCUGGAAAGUAUAAAUGGAUUGUUUAUGAAAAUGAUUAUCUCAUUGCCUAUCUACAUUCUUUUCCAUAUACAACUGGGGUCACUGUAGUAGAAAUAAAGAAUAAACCUGACUUUCAUAUUUUUGCACUUCCAAUACAAGAAUUUGUUAAAAUAAUGUUGGAUAUUCAACAUGUAUCUAAUCUUCUUUGUGAUCGACUCGAUGUACAACGGUGUGCAUUGAUUGCGGAACCACAGGAUGGUCAGCCAACAAAAAUUCUUCUAAUUCCGCUUCACGGUCUCUCCGAUGCCUGGAAACCAUGCAUCUGUUCAGAACCUGAGUUUAAUUCUUGCUAUCCAGGUUACUGUACUUCUAAAAAUGGACCUAGAGCUUCUGAUGACGAACUGAACAAAAUUCAAAAUAAAAUAAGAAAUAAAUUAGAUUCGCAGGAAUUAAAUUUUAAAUUUUAUGGAGAUGCAAACGAUGACAAUCUUUUUGCAAAAAUUGUAAGAGGUGACGAGAAAGCCCAGUGGAGAGUAUGGGAAGAUGAAGAUCACGUUGCUUUCCUAACUCCAUUUCCAAAUACACCUGGUUUCACAGUUUUAGUUCCAAGAAAACAUUUGGACAGUAAUAUUUUUGCAUUAGAUAAACCGGAUUUUGAAAAGUUAAUGGUAGCAACUCACAAAGUUUCUAAUUUAUUGAUGAAGGCUCUGGAAAUUAAGUCAUGUGCUAUGAUAUUUGAAGGAUACGAAAUAGAUUAUGCUCAUGUGAAAUUGAUUCCAAUUCUACAUGACGUAACAAUGAUAAAGAAACCAAAAGAAGUUGAAUUUAAUAUUAAUUAUGUUGGCUUUGUUACAAGUCUGAAUGGUCCAAAAGCAAAUUAUGAUGAUUUGAAUUCAAUUCAUCAUAAAAUUACAACUUCAGAUAAUGUAAAUUCUUAAAAAUUUUGAAAAUUUACAAACAUUUAUAAAAAAUAUAAUUUUAUAAGUGUUAUUAAAGCAAUUUUCAUCGAGGAGAGUGUUUUUUAUUUUUUUCUUCCUUAAAGUGGAAACUAAGGGUGUGUUUGGAAAUUGUUAUUGGUAACUGCCAGCAGUUGGAAAUUGUAACUGGUAUUACUGGUAACUGCCAGCAGUUACCAGUAAUACCAGUUACAAUUUCCAAACGCAUCCUAAGACAGCCUUUUUUUCCCAUCACAUCCAUUAUGGGUUUGGUCAGGCUCACAAUGAGAGUGCCCAGACCGUAAGGGAUGAGGGUCAGACAUAUCCAGGAUUGACUGCCUGUGAAAAAUUCCUGGGAUUUCUCACCUGAAUUCAGUCUCAGCUCUGAGUGGUAGGCUGAUAUCCUAACUACUUCAUCCAUUGGAGGAUUUUUUUUCAAGAAUGAAUUUAAUUGGUUCUAAAAAUAGAUGUAGCUGAAAAAAACUUUUUUUUAAUAAAAUUAGUAGUUGAUUUCCCAGAAGUAUUUCUUGUAUUUGUUAAGAGAAAUGCAAGAAUUAUCAGUUAUAAAUAAUAAUUCAAUAACUAUCUGAAGAUGGAUACAAUAAUCAACGGCAAUAAUGUUUUGAAAACUGUUUACAUUCCGGAUGAUAUUAAAUUGAUUCUAUUUUAUUAUUAUAAGAUGUUUGGGUUGAGUCAUAAAUUCGUUCUAAUUGAAGGUAAGUGUAAUUGUAAUUCAAAUACCUGCCAGAUGAUGUUUCAAAACGUUUUAUUAGAGGUUGCGGCCGAUGUUUUCAGCCCAAAACGUGAACGGCGGACCGUCGAGCGCCGUCAUCUGGCAAUUCUGGACGGUCGAUAAUGGCGGUCGCUACGUCUAGCAUGGCGAGUAGACGAUCGGCUUAAACUUCAUUUUUUUUGUGUGUUUGGGGGUUAAAAUUAUGAUUAUUUAGCAUUUACGAAUAAUAUUGUAAAGAAACAGACGAUUUUAAUCCAGAAAUUAAUUAUUCAAUUUUUUAGCAAGUGAUGCGAAGUGCCUAUACAAUUUACAUAUAUUUGUCUUCAUAAUAACUUAUCUUAAGGAGGUUUGUUCUUCCACGGCAUCAUCUACCAACAACAGCGUAAUACCCCGUUCGCACCGAGAU